GUGUGAGCAGUCGCACGCGAGAGCUCUUCAAGCGAACAAGUCGCUGCAACUCGGCGAAACAAUUACGCAUUGGACUUUAACCCGAGGAUGCCUCGCGCAAAAAAGUGAUAUUGACACAAGCUUCAUCCCACGGCGCUGUGAUACUUGACUUUGUCUUUCUCUCUCUCUCUCUGUGAAAAGCGUGCGAUCGCGUAUUACACGCCGAAACGCUCCGUUACCAUGGAGUACUGGACGAUAGCCUUAUCGGUAGUGAGUGCACUCGUUAUCUAUUAUUACGCGUUUCGCAAAACUCCGAACGACUUUCAACAACAUGGAGUUCCAUUCGCGCCACAGAUGUCUUUGUUAAAAAGAUUCUGGGUAAUUUUUAUAUUUCCGGAGAGCUUCGCUGCGAUAAUUAAAAAAGUGUACUAUAUCCAUCCGGACGCUAAGUAUAUCGGCCUCUUCGAUAUCUCGAGACUGAUCGUGGCGAUCCGCGAUCUCGAUCUCAUCAAGUCCAUCGGCAUCAAGAACUUCGACUCGUUCGAAGAUCAUCUUUUCUUCGGCACCGAAAAUCAAGAUCCUCUUUUCGGAAAGAAUCUCUUCGCUCUUCGGGGUGACAGAUGGCGCGACGUCAGAACGCUCUUGAGCCCGUCUUUCACGUCGAGCAAGAUGAAAGCGAUGUAUCAAUUGAUGUCGGAGGUAGCCGUCAGGUUUUCGGAACAUCUGACGAACGUACCGUCCGAGAAGCGCGUUAUGGAAAUGAAGGACAUUUGCACGAGGUACGCGAACGACGUGAUCGCCACAUGCGCUUUCGGCAUCAACGUGGAUUCGAUGAAGUAUCCGACGAACGAGUUCUACAUGUACGGCAAAAAGGCGGUGGAUUUCGGAACGAUUGCUAUCAUAAAAAUUUUGCUUUACCAGCACGCGCCGAUGCUCAUGAGACUGUUGGGGCUCAGUUUGAUAGACAAACAUACGCACGCGUUUUUCGUGAAUCUAGUGGCCGACACCAUACGGACCAGAGACGAGAAAGGUAUCACUCGUCCGGACAUGAUCCAACUCAUGAUGGAUAGCCGAAGCAAACGGGAACCCGGACGGGAACUGACCAUUGUGGAUAUGACGUCACAGGCGUUUAUCUUCUUUCUCGGCGGAUUCGAAAGUAGCUCGACGCUGAUGAGUUUCGUGAUGCACGAACUCGCCGUCAAUCCGGACGUUCAGACGAAGUUGCAGAACGAGAUCGACAAGGUGUGGAAGGAAGCGAACGGCGAACCGUCUUACGAGGCGAUCAACGCAAUGACGUAUCUGAGCGCCGUGAUCAACGAGACGCUCAGAAUGUUUCCGGUGCAACCGAUGACGGACCGACUGUGCAAGAAGGAUUUCGAACUGCCGCCCGCGUUACCGGACGCGAAACCGUACGUCGUGAAAAAGGGAACGGUAAUUUGGUUUCCGUUUUACGCGCUUCAACACGACCCCAAGUACUUCCCGGAGCCGGACAAGUACAAGCCCGAGAGAUUUCUCGACGAGAACAAAGAUGAACAAUGCGAUUUCAAUGCCUAUUUUCCGUUCGGUUUGGGUCCGAGAAUGUGCAUUGGCAAUAGAUUCGCGUUAUUGGAAACGAAGAUUCUGCUGUUUCAUCUUCUCGCUCGUUGCGAUUUGAAACCGUGCGAGAAGACCGUCAUACCUUUGCAAUUGAAAAAAGGAGGAUUCUCGAUGCGAGCCGAAGGCGGCAUGUGGUUGAGCAUUGUGCCCAGAGAAAACCGUCCGAUUGCGCACGAAGAUUCGUUAACUGUAAACAAAAUCUAAAAAUAAGAGAGAACGCGCAACCGAUUGCGUGUACGUGUGCGUAGUCUAUACAUACACACACAUACGCGUAUACAUAUUUGAAACAAUAAUGGUCAAGGUUUCAUACACACGCACACACACGUGCGCGGUGUCGGAUGUGGAUAAGAGGCCAAUUUUCUUCUCUUCCUGUCUCAAAGAGAUAUUAAAAUAAUAGCGAUAAUAUAUGUAUAUGUGAUGCUUUAUAAUUAAUGUAUAUAAUAAAUUGUGAUCAAGAAAUAGGACAAGAGAAAUCAAAUAAAUAAUUAUAUACAAACAAACAAACAACGAUAUAGCGCGUUACUCACAUAUUUUUAUCGAGUUUAAUAAAUAAUUUAAUUUGCGCGUGUGUUAUAUAAUAAAUGUUUUUUACUCUUUGUGUUGUGUUUAUUAAUUUACUCUUGACUAGAUUACUUUCAUACUUCUCUGCGAGCAGAGAAAUGAGCACAUUUUUAUAUUGCCCACGCAGGUUUAAUAAGCUCAUUUAGACUGCUGGCGCCGGCCUUGAAUUCAGACGGCACAUCAAUUAAUAUAUUGCCAGAGCGUUGGGAUUGUCUAGUAGCAAGCGUCACUCUCGCACAAUCGAAAUUGAAAAUAAUAGCUCUCGAAUAAUGGUGAUACAGUCGAUCACACAUGACAAAAAAAAAGAUCGCGUUUGCGCAACAACAGCAACCUAAAUCCUGACUCGUAAUAUUUUUUCUCGUUUGAAUUGUUAUUAAUAUCUAAUACCGCAUGUCUAAUUGAAUAA
This is a messenger RNA of Pseudomyrmex gracilis, 2542 nucleotides long. Its product is annotated as cytochrome P450 9e2-like. Gene Ontology annotation, molecular function: oxidoreductase activity, acting on paired donors, with incorporation or reduction of molecular oxygen; monooxygenase activity; iron ion binding. The transcript has 2 exons. Lineage: Eukaryota; Metazoa; Arthropoda; Insecta; Hymenoptera; Formicidae. The coding region runs from base 220 to 1779 and encodes 519 amino acids. The record is from RefSeq and is a predicted model, not a curated record.